AUGGAGAAGAUGCUCGAAAUGCACCAUAGCUUGCUGUGGCUCGUCUUGGCCGUACUGGCUGUGCGAUGUUAUGGUCAGUACUCAUAUGCGGCGCCGCAACAGAGCAAUGGCUAUGACUAUCCAAAACCCGUAGUACCAUUUACGGACGGCUAUUCAUACCCGAAGCCUGCUAUUCCAUUUCCACCACGAACCAGUCCGCCAAGGGUUGUAACUCCAGCACCAGCCGGAUAUUCGUACCCAAGGCCAGCGAUACCAUUCCCACCGGAGCAACCAAAGUACAUACCACCGCCGCAACAGUUUAUACCACAGGAGCCAAAAUUCUUGGAGCCACAGAAGCCGGCAACGGGUUACUCUUAUCCCAAGCCAGCCAUACCGUUCCCCCCACCAACAGCUCCACCGCAGCCGAAAUACUUGCCCCCAGUGCAGCCAACCAGCCCACCACAGCCAAAAUAUUUGCCUCCGGCCGAGCCAACGAAGGGUUACUCUUAUCCCAAGCCAGCUAUACCAUUCCCACCACCAACAGCACAACCCCAGCCGAAGUAUUUGCCUCCAGUGCAGCCAACUAACCCACCACAGCCUAAAUAUUUGCCACCCGUGAAACCAACAAACCCACCACAACCAAAAUAUUUACCACCUGCUGAACCAACAAAGGGUUACUCAUAUCCCAAGCCAGCCAUACCGUUCCCCCCACCAACAGCUCCACCGCAGCCGAAAUACUUGCCCCCAGUACAGCCAACCAGCCCACCACAGCCAAAAUAUUUGCCUCCGGCCGAUCCAACGAAGGGUUACUCUUAUCCCAAGCCAGCUAUACCAUUCCCACCACCAACAGCUCCACCACAGCCGAAGUACUUGCCUCCAGUGCAACCAACAAACCCACCACAGCCUAAAUAUUUGCCACCCGUGAAACCAACAAACCCACCACAACCCAAAUAUUUACCACCUGCUGAACCAACAAAGGGUUACUCUUAUCCAAAGCCAGCCAUACCAUUCCCUCCACCAACAGCUUCACCACAACCAAAAUACUUGCCUCCAGUGCAGCCAACCAACCCACCACAGCCUAAAUAUUUACCACCUGUAAAACCAACAAACCCACCACAACCCAAAUAUUUACCACGUGCCGAACCAACAAAGGGCUACUCAUACCCUAAGCCGAGCAUACCCUUCCCUCCACCAACAGCUCCACCGCAGCCCAAAUACUUGCCUCCAGUUCAGCAAACCAUCCCACCACAACCAAAAUAUUUACCACCUGCUGAACCAACAAAGGGUUACUCUUAUCCCAAGCCAGCCAUACCAUUCCCGCCACCAACAGCUCCACCACAACCAAAAUAUUUGCCUCCAGUGCAGCCAACCAACCCACCACAGCCUAAAUAUUUACCACCCGUGAAACCCACAAACCCACCACAACCAAAAUAUUUACCACCUGCUGAACCAACAAAGGGUUACUCAUACCCUAAGCCGACCAUACCCUUCCCUCCACCAACGCUUCCACCGCAGCCGAAGUACUUGCCUCCAGUGCAGCCAACGAGCCCACCACAGCCCAAGUAUUUGCCGCCCCCUGAACCAACGAAGGGUUACUCCUAUCCCAAGCCAGCCAUACCCUUCCCUCCACCAACAGCUCCACCACAACCCAAAUAUUUGCCACCCGUUAAACCAACAAAUCCACCACAGCCCAAAUAUCUUCCUCCUGUUGAACCAACAAAUGGAUACUCAUACCCCAAACCAGCUAUACCAUUCCCUCCACCAACAGCUCCCCCGCAGCCAAAAUACUUGCCUCCAGUACAGCCAACAAAUCCACCACAGCCUAAAUAUUUGCCACCCGUUAAACCAACAAAUCCACCACAGCCCAAAUAUCUUCCUCCUGUUGAACCAACAAAAGGAUACUCAUACCCCAAACCAGCUAUACCAUUCCCUCCACCAACAGCUCCCCCUCAGCCACAGUACUUGCCUCCAGUGCAGCCAACGAGUCCGCCACAACCUAAAUACUUACCUCCCAUCGAACCAACAAAGGGUUACGCUUACCCCAAGCCUUCAAUUCCGUUCCCACCACAAACUGCGCCCCCACCUCAGACAAACAAAGGCUAUGACUAUCCUAAGCCUGAUAUACCAUUUCCGCCACCUAGAGUAGGGGGAUACUCAUACCCGAAGCCGGCGAUUGCAUUUGAUUUCUAA
Molecule: messenger RNA, 2169 nt
Organism: Scaptodrosophila lebanonensis
Lineage: Eukaryota; Metazoa; Arthropoda; Insecta; Diptera; Drosophilidae
Product: proline-rich extensin-like protein EPR1
Exons: 2
Coding region: 1-2169 (722 amino acids)
Source: RefSeq, a predicted model, not a curated record